Messenger RNA from Drosophila erecta, 1676 nucleotides. RefSeq names its product fatty acyl-CoA reductase wat (gene FarO). Gene Ontology annotation, cellular component: peroxisome. The record is from RefSeq and is a predicted model, not a curated record. Gene Ontology annotation, biological process: long-chain fatty-acyl-CoA metabolic process. The coding region runs from base 53 to 1573 and encodes 506 amino acids. NCBI's taxonomy places the organism in Eukaryota, Metazoa, Arthropoda, Insecta, Diptera, Drosophilidae. Gene Ontology annotation, molecular function: alcohol-forming very long-chain fatty acyl-CoA reductase (NADP+) activity. The transcript is spliced from 6 exons.
GACUCGUGGAGCUGGAUGCCAGUGCUGCACGAGCUCUGGACAGUGAUUCACCAUGGGCCAUCCACCAAGCGGUGAAAAUGAAAUGGAGGAGUUCUUCGAGGACAGCGAGAUAUUCGUGACGGGCGGAUCGGGAGUGGUGGGCAAGGCGCUGAUCGAGAAGCUCCUGCGCUCCUGCAACGUCCGCCGCAUCUACGUCCUGUUGCGCCCUCGCAGACAGCUGACAGCGGAGCAGAGACUGGUCCGCCUGCGGCAGGCCACUGUCUUCCACGUGGUGGCCGCUGAGAAGCCGCAGGAGCUGGACAAGAUCGUGGUGGUCCCGGGCGACGUCUGCUUGCCGGGACUGGGCAUCGAUCCAUCGAUGAUGCAGCGCAUGAGGGGUGUGUCCCUGUUCUACCACUGUGCCGCCACGGUGCGCUUCGAUGAGCCGCUCCGCGAGGCCCUGCGCCUGAAUGUCGGAGGCACCUUGGAGGCGCUCAAGUUCGCCGAGACUCUGCCCCAGCUGAGGUCCUUCGUCCACGUUUCCACGUUCUACAGCAAUCCCUAUUUGAAGCGGGUGGAGCCCAAGUACUACUCCUCGCCGAUGGACUGGCGGUUGUGCCUCCGACUGAUCGACGACAUGCCGGACGACUCGGUGCUCAACGCUUUAACAAGAAAGUUGAUCGUGGGUUUUCCCAACACGUACACGUUCACCAAAAACCUGGCCGAAUCCCUGGUGAAUGACUACCGCCAUCGGCUGCCAGUAAUAGUGUAUCGUCCUUCCAUAGUUCUCUAUGCCAUAGAAGAGCCGUCGCCCGGAUUCGCGCCAUCCUUGACGGGAGCCAUGGGACUGUUCGCGCUGGUGGGCACCGGAAUCCUCAAGACUGUUUACCUGGGCAAGGACAUUCGACUGGACUUCACGCCGCAGGACAUCGGCAUCAAGAGCAUGCUGUGCUACACCAAGUGGGGGUACGAUAUUUACAGGCAAGGACCGCCGGCCGAGCUGCCAGUUUACCUGUUCUCAUCGUGGACCCACGUGCCGGACACCUUCAACCAGAUUGCCGAGCAGAUGGACACGCUGAACUUGUGGCGGAACGCGGCAUUUGAAAAGAACCUGAUGAUCCCGGGCUGCCACUACACGGACAAGCGGUGGGCCUACCAGUUUCUCGUCUUCACCAAGCAGAUCCUGCCGGCCCUCAUCCUCGACCUCCUCCUGAGGAUCUUCGGUCAGAAGCCCGUGCUGAUGAGCACGGUUCGCAAGGCCUACCAAACGCUGGAGGUGAUGCAGCCUUUCAUGUUCAACAACUGGGACAGUCCCGGGGUUACGAACCUAGAGGAGCUCUUCAUGAUACGCGCAGGAUCCAUAUUCAGCCUGAGUGCCUUCAACCAUCCGGACAUCCAUGUCCUGGUGAUCCAAUCCUGCAGGCACAUGCUCCUCAGCAUCCGAACGCAUUUGCUUCGCGAGGAUCCGAAAACUCUGAGGCGUUCCAACAUUAUCUUAAGGAUCAAGGUGAUCCUCUACCAGCUGUUUCGCCUCUUCCUCCUCUACAAACUCAUCCUCUGGAUCUGGAGAAGCUAUCUGGCGCAUCGUUUCUAAACUAACAUAGUAGUUUAAUGGUACCGUUUUUUUUUUAACUUAAGCACAGUUGAAUUUUACGUCAGCUCAAAUAUAUCGAACGCCAUUACGUUCUAACCGGUCA